AUGUUCGCUCCUCCACUCGAUCCGAACUUGUAUUACCCCAAUGGGGUCCCACGACGCCAAGCUCCUCCUCAGGGAGGACCCUAUUCGGGAGGAAAUAGCGGGACUUCCUCCCCCGGAGGUAACCGUUACCUAUCGCCAGAGGAAAUCCAGCAAGAGUCGAUGCGCAGGACGGCGUCCGCCUCUGGAUCGAGUAACCCUUUACUUGGUGGGAUUCCGGAAAUCCGUUUACCCACAUUUAAUUUCGACCAGCUCCUACAGGGGUUGUUACGAAUGUUAGGUCUGUCGCAUACGAUGCUAAGGGAUAUGCUGAUUCAGUUUCUGCUUCUGGUUUGCGGUUUGGUGUUUCUCUUCUGUCAAGAGCCGGGGAUGGCGGGAUUGUGCCUGAUUUUAUACUAUACAUGGUACUGCUACUACUUUUUUAACCUAUUUUGCCUUCAGACGCUCAUUAAUCAGCUACGGAUCAGUUGGAUUUCAGAUGCUGGAUAUUCAGAUAUAUGAGAUUAUUCAUCGACCGCUAAAUCAUAUCCAAAAUCCAUUGAUUCACUACCACAUAAUAAUUUCUUCUUUGUGCUUCAAUACACAGGUACCUCUACCUCCAGCUAACGUAUGGACUUGCGUCCCAUCUUUUCAACGAUAAUGUGGACAAUGGCCCAUCAGAACUACGGGGUAGUAGUGCAGGAGAUGUAGAAGCUGCUUCUAUCGACGGAAACGAAGGUACUACUCGAGAAGAAGGAGCUUUUCCGACUGUUGAUGCAGCUGGUGCUGCCAGCUCUUCCUCUACGACGGUGAUGACGAAUCCACAGGGUGAUCUAUCGAUUCCGUUGCUAGGUGGCGAUGUAGAUCUGGAACGCGGCUUAUCGAAUACGUCGUCCAACGCGGCUUAUGCGGCUGAGGGAUUCUUCGUUUAUCAACGACAUCAACAACAGCCACAUCUUGCGCACAGUCACAGUGCUGGCAGCAGCAUCGACGAAAUGGGUCGGACGUCUUCUUCGCGACCUUUUGGCCUUUCUUCAAGUUCAACCGCACAUCUUCAAGGACCUAAUGGUAGCCGUGGUAGCAGUGGUACCGCCUCACAGUGGUCCGGCGGUCAGAGUCCACGUUCCAUCGCGUCUGAGCAGGAAUUGGAAUCCGGGUAUGCCUCUCCGCCUGAUGAGUUCUUUUCAGGCGCUUCGGGACGUGCAUCCGCAAAAUACAGCAAGAGUAAAGCAAACGGGGUUGCUCUCGACACCGACGGCGUGAACGCGAAUGAUGAAGAGGUGAACGAUGACGUGCGCAUCACUGUAGAUCUGGAAGGCAACAAGAUUCUUCUCAACGCUGACAACCUGCCCAAAGCGAAGCAGAAAAUUCAGCGUGCUGGAGCAGGUAAGGGCAACUCCAGUAAGAGAUCAAAAAACACGUCACAUCAAGGAGGCUCAUCUUCUUCUACUUCUACCGGUUAUGUUCUCGGAAGUGGCGCAAGAGGAUCGAGUGGCGUUUCGCACCUGAUUGGCUCGUUUUCAACGUCGCCACGCGGCGACCCAGAGUUCGAUCUGAAAGUCGAAGAAGUCUGA
Amoebophrya sp. A25 is the source of this 1550-nucleotide messenger RNA. The record is from the annotation of a GenBank genome assembly. Lineage: Eukaryota; Dinophyceae; Syndiniales; Amoebophryaceae.